CAAUCAUUCAGUCAUCACCCAGCAUUCCAAAUCCGCUAACAUAUACCGUCUUUGAAUUAUAUAACAAAAGUCUAGCUUUUCUAUCUCAAUAUGUCUGAUUCAUUCCCUCGCCGGCGCAUCGUCAUUUCAAAUCUCGAUCUCGACUCAUCCAAUGAUGGAGCCAAGACCGAACCUGGAGUUGAGGUAGUUACCGAUAGCUUGGUGACAGAAAACAUGUUCGACGGUCAAUUGCAGAGAAUCACGAUUGGGACCGUCUCGGCAGUACCUGCCAGCAAUGAAGGACGAGGUCUGCCAGCCUUUGCUGAUGUCCCUGGAAGUGGAAUAGUCCUGCCAGGUGGAGUGAACAUUUACUUCUUGGACUUGGCCCCUGGAUUCACUACUCCGAUGCAUCGGACCCCAUCAGUCGACUACGUUGCAGUCAGCCAGGGAACACCUACGCUUAUUACACCGAAGACUGCUUUCAGUGCCGAGGAUGGCAAGGCUGACUACGAAGAGACUAUCGAAAGCCUACUUCGACCAGGGGAUGUUGCCGUUCAACGCGGGGUCAUGCACUCUUGGGCGAACAGAACUGACGAGUGGGUUCGCAUGAUCGGCAUGGUCAUCGACGCAAAGCCCUCCGAAGUUGUGAUGGAUGGAAAUCGAUUGGAGCUCGGCGAGAAAUGGCUUCAGUGAGCACCUCAAUCGCAUAGUCAAUGUCUUUGAGAAUAGAGAGUCUCGAUGCAUGAUGUGAGGUGAGCUGAGAUGGCAGAUGUAAUGUCGAGGUAGUAGAGAGGGGACAAGCUUUUGAGCAUUCGCGAACAACAAUACGCGCCUGAAGAAAGUAUCGAUUUAAACGUC
This is a messenger RNA of Colletotrichum godetiae, 837 nucleotides long. RefSeq lists its product as uncharacterized. The transcript has 4 exons. NCBI's taxonomy places the organism in Eukaryota, Fungi, Ascomycota, Sordariomycetes, Glomerellales, Glomerellaceae. The record is from RefSeq and is a predicted model, not a curated record. The coding region runs from base 91 to 672 and encodes 193 amino acids.